This is a messenger RNA of Diabrotica virgifera virgifera (western corn rootworm), 615 nucleotides long. Its product is annotated as tigger transposable element-derived protein 6-like. The record is from RefSeq and is a predicted model, not a curated record. NCBI's taxonomy places the organism in Eukaryota, Metazoa, Arthropoda, Insecta, Coleoptera, Chrysomelidae. Gene Ontology annotation, cellular component: nucleus. Gene Ontology annotation, molecular function: DNA binding.
AUGGCGUCCACCAAAAGGAAGUUUUUAAGUUUGAGAGAAAAAGUCGAUGUGGUUCAUUAUGCAGAGACGCAUAAGUCGAUUGUUAGAAAGUUGGCAGAAAAAUUUGGAAUUGGAAAAACUCAAGCCAGUGAAAUUUUGAAACAUAAAAGUUAUUUAAUUAAUAAAUUUUCUGAGUGCGGAAACCUGGAAGCAAAAGAAAAUUUGAAAACCGAGGGUGCUGAAUUAGACCAAAUUGUUUUCGAUUGGUUUUGUAAAGUGAGAUCUAAAAAUAUUCCCGUUUCUGGUAAAAUUAUCCAAGAAAAAGCAAUAGAAGUUGCAAAGAAGCUAAGUGUUGAUAUGAAAGCUUCUUGUGGAUGGCUCGAGAAAUUUUGUAAGCGACAUAAUAUUUCGUUCAAAUCCAUAUGUGGCGAAGCAGCUGCUGUAGAUUUGUUAGUGGUUUCUGACUGGAAGGAAAAACUGCUCACUUUAAUUAAAGGAUACUCUCCGCGAGAUAUUUUUAAUGCAGAUGAGACGGGAUUAUUUUUUAGAGCCCUACCCAAAAGAAAGAAUCACAAUAAUAUUUUGCACCAACAUGAUAGGGGACAAAGAAAAACCACUCUUAAUUGGAAAAAGUAA